AUCUCCUAUCAACUACAAUGGUGUGUAGUUAAUGUUACCUUGGACAAUGUCAGCCGGUUUAGCUAACAGCCGUAUAUAUCACAGGACCGUUUAAACCUCCCGGCUCCUCGGGGAGAGUUAUUUAUUCCACUUCUAGGAGAAGCGGAUUAAUAAAUCACAUGAUAUCGGGAGAGUGUGAAAGCCAUAACGUCAUGCCUCCCUCCCCUCUGUUGAGGUUCAGUAACUAGCGGCAGUCUGAAGGCUGUUGACUUGAGGCUAGUCUUGGCUAGCUAGCUAGCUACCGAUCACAUUGGUUUAGAAGGCUGACUUCCUGCAUGCCACCCCCACCAUAAGGCUGCAGUAGUAAAGAUGGACGAGGCCUCUCUCACUGUGAACAAUGAGCUGGAUGCUGAGAUGGUCGUGAGCUGGCUAUCAGACCACUGCUAUCAGGUAAGACUGACCUUUACUGCUGUAUCUAUUACACACACACACUGUUGUCGUCAUUGUACUCCUGUGCUCCAGUGUGUGUACCAGCCCCUGGGUGUGGUGCCAGCGGGCCCUGGACCAGGCUUACCCAGCUCAGUUGACUUCACUGUGGGCACACAGCAUGGCAUCACCCUGCAGCUCAACAGCAGCCCCGUCAGCCUGGAACUCUGCACGGUUCAUUACCACUUUUGGGAGCAUGGUAACUACUCUCUGUGGGUCAAGAACCUGAACGACUCCUCAGUGGUCAACUGUUCCAUGAUCACUGACGCAGAAACAGUCAACAGCUACCUGCCCAUCAUGGUGGCCUUUCUGUUGUUCACGGGACUGGCUAUACUGUCUGCUAUUGGAGCUACUGUCAUGGGGCUGGACGCGGUGAAGAAUCUGAUGUUCCGAUUGGGCAACUCCAUGGAAACUGAGAGGCUCAUCAAUUCAGACCUGGGGUUUCCAUGCAGGACGGUGGAGACGGCCACAGACACCAUCCUCCCCACCCCCGCCACCCCCAGCCGGAGGCUCCGAUCCCUGGACACUUUCAGAGGGCUGUCCCUGGUCAUCAUGGUGUUUGUGAACUACGGAGGAGGGAGGUACUGGUUCUUCAGACACGAGAGCUGGAACGGACUCACAGUUGCUGAUUUGGUCUUUCCCUGGUUUGUGUUCAUCAUGGGUACAUCUAUAUCCCUGUCUGUCAGCUCAGCCCUGCGGUGUGGUUUGUCACGUUUCUCUCUGUUCACCAAAGCAGUCUGGAGGAGUGUUCAGCUCUUCCUCAUAGGACUCCUCAUCAUCAACCCCAACUACUGCCAGGGACCACUAUCAUGGGACUCCCUGCGUAUCCCUGGCGUGCUUCAGCGUCUGGCCUUCUCCUAUCUCGUGGUGGUCUCUCUGGACCUCUGUGUGGCCUGGAACAGCCUGGACAACCUUCCUGUGGAUGCUUGGUGGUACUCUGCUCGUGAGUUCCUGCUCUACUGGCCAGCCUGGCUGUGUGUGGUCGUCUUGGAAACCGUGUGGCUCUGUCUCACCUUCCUGCUCCCUGUUCCUGACUGCCCAAGUGGUUAUUUGGGCCCAGGUGGUAUUGGGGACAUGGGCCAGUACCCAAACUGCACUGGGGGAGCAGCUGGAUAUGUAGACCGUUGGCUACUGGGAGUGAACCACAUCUACCAAACACCUUCCUCACGGGUGAUCUACAAAUCUCACCUGCCCUUUGACCCAGAGGGAGUCCUUGGCAGCAUCAACUCUGUCCUCAUGGCUUUCCUGGGACUACAGGCAGGAAAGAUUCUCCUCCACUACAAGGACCAGCAUUCCAGUAUAAUGGCCCGGUUCCUCAUAUGGAGCCUGGUUCUGGGAAUCAUAUCAGCCGUUCUGACCAAAUGUUCACUAAAUGAAGGCUUCAUCCCCAUCAACAAGAAUCUAUGGUCUCUCUCCUACGUGACCACCCUGGCGUGUUUUGCCUUGCUGCUCCUGGUGUUGAUCUACUACACAGUAGAUGUGAAGAGGUGGUGGUCUGGGGCGCCCUUCUACUACCCCGGUAUGAACUCCAUCCUGGUGUACGUGGGCCACGAGGUCCUGGAGGAGUACUUCCCGUUCCGCUGGCGCAUGGCCGACAGCCAAUCCCACGCAGAGCACCUGACCCAGAACCUAUUGGCCACUUCCUGCUGGGUCCUCAUCUCCUUCCUGCUGUACAGGAAGAACAUCUUCUGGAAGAUCUAGAGGGCCAGGACACGUUUCAAAUAGUCUUUCUUCAAGUCCUCUAAAGAUUUAGGGGGAAGGUCUGAAGGGGCCGGGCUGCGUCUGAGAGUAUUUUCUCAGGUCUUUCUGAAGGAUCUACUCUCCUCAAUUCCUUGUGUCCUUUAACCAACGAUCCACUGGGAGAUGUCGAGCUGGGCCGUAUCUCAAUAGUCUCCUCAAUUCCUUGUGUCCUUUAACCAACGAUCCACUGGGAGAUGUCGAGCUGGGCCGUAUCUCAAGUCUCCUCAAUUCCUUGUGUCCUUUAACCAACGAUCCACUGGGAGAUGUCGAGCAGGGCCGUAUCUCAAUAGUCUCCUCAAUUCCUUAUGUCCUUUAACCAACGAUCCACUGGGAGAUGUCGAGCUGGGCCGUAUCUCAAUAGUCUCCUCAAUUCCUUGUGUCCUUUUACCAACGAUCCACUCACUGGGAGAUGUCGAGCUGGGCCGUAUCUCAAUAGUCUCCUCAAUUCCUUGUGUCCUUUAACCAACGAUCCACUGGGAGAUGUCGAGCUGGGCCGUAUCUCAAUAGUCUCCUCAAUUCCUUGUCCUUUUACCAACGAUCCACUCACUGGGAGAUGUCAAGCUGGGCCGUAUCUCAAUAGUCUCCUCAAUUCCUUGUGUCUUUGAAGAUCUUUUGUCUGGGUUGCAUUUCACUUGUCUUUCAUCAAUUCCUUGUGUCCUUUCUCCAGCUUCCUUUUUAAAAAGGGAAUAGUGUAUUGCGUUUCCUCUCCUUGUUUCCUUUCCUCGUGUGCUCUCCUUGCUUGACGCUGAUGUUUUUGAGAAGGGAACAUAAUCACUCAGGAAAAGGCUGGUCUGGGAUUGUAUACAAGACACACGGAAACUCUAGAAACCACGAUUACCAUUUUUCUGCUCAUCAAAUCAAAUGUUAUUAGUCCCAUGCGCCGAAUACAAUAGGCGUGGACCUUACCGUGAAAUGCCGAAUACAACAGGCGUGGACCUUACCGUGAAAUGUUUACUUACAAGCCCGUAACCAAAAAUACAGUUUAAGAAAGUAGAGUUGGUGGAAACGAUGCUACAGGCUCUGGUCUACGCUACACUGUAACUACGGACACACAGGUCAGAGGUCACUGGGAUGUGUGUGACAUACAUGUGGGAUCAAACUGGACAUCACAAAAAAAAAUGGAGUGUACAGCCAAACCGGUAUGGAAUAGUGUACCCAUGGAUAAUACAAAUGUGUUGCUUCUCGUUUGUGCAUGUACGAGCACCUGCUUUCUUGGGACUGAAACAACCAAUGGCAGACAGUUGAAAUAACUUGUGCUAAUUAAUGACAUUUGUCUUUUUGUAUUUUCAUUGCCAAAGUCAUCGAGGAAAUGAAUGACGGCUGAACCAACCCGCCAACCUAACUGUAUGUGUACAUUUCAUGGGUCACUCCACAAAUUCAGUGCCUUUUUCAGAAGUGUAAAAAAAAGAAGAAAAAAAAGUUUGAUUUCACCUCAUUUUAAUAUUCUGUCAUAAAGAGCACAUAUUCAACUUCAUCACAUGUUUUCCCAUCUCGAGUACUACAGUAGGUGCCUAUUCAAUGCCAACUAAAGUAACAGGGUUGAUGAUCUCAUCUGUAAAUCUGCCGUAGAUCCCAUUUGUGACGGGAGAAGGAAAGCUUGUGUGCAACAGGGAGUGGCAAUUUUAAAUGCAAGAAUCACCCCAAAAAAUGUUUAAUUGUUAAAACAUUUCUAGCCUGUCUUGUCUAUGGGUAACAGGGUUGACUUGUGAUGCUCGACACGCUCAGUUUUCCACCACAAAACGCCAGAAAAUGGCCACAAAAACUAAAACCAGCUCACCUGAUUUUUCAUGAUUUGACUAUUAGAUGUUCAAUGUUCUCUUUUUGAAAGAAAUAAUAAUAAUAAUAAUAAUAAUAAUAAUAAAAUAAUAAUUUUUCCCUAUUAAAAUGAGACUUCAGUUCACGUAAGAGGGGUUGACUUUAAAAUGAGGGACAGUUCAUUUUAAUCCCUAAAUAAUCUUUAGAAAAUGACUUUUUUUUUGUCAAAAAAACUAAAAUAACUAGGGCUUUACAAUGAUGGUGAAAACUUGGGAGACAUUUUUUGGGGGGUUUUAAGACGGUUUAAAUCUUCCUAGAAGAAGUCGCAGUGGGUGCAAAGGGGGGGGGGUCAAAAUGCAGAAUUGUCACUUUAAAAGGCUUUAUUCAUGUGGAAAAAAAAGUGUAAUAUUGUAGAAAUAACUCAACAGCUGUCAAAAUCAGAAGGUGGGGGGCAGGGCAUUUAGUUUGUUUUACCCCCCAAAAAAUCAGAUUGAUUUGAAUUUUCCAUGUGGUUUAUAUUAAAAGGGAGCUUCAUUUAAUAUUACAGGCUUUCUUUUCUUUUUUCUACUUAAAAUAUAAAAGGGAUGCAAAAGGACCUUAUUUCGUGGAAUGACCCUCCCAUAUGAACAUACAAGCAUUGUGUCAAAAACUCUACAGAAAAAAAAAAAACAAGUUUAAGUCCCAAAUAGCACCUUAUUCUCUAUUUAUAGUGCACUACUUUUAACCAGAGCCAUAUGGGUCCCGGUCAGAAAGGAGUGCACUACAAAAGGG
Oncorhynchus kisutch (coho salmon) is the source of this 4731-nucleotide messenger RNA. Its product is annotated as heparan-alpha-glucosaminide N-acetyltransferase. Lineage: Eukaryota; Metazoa; Chordata; Actinopteri; Salmoniformes; Salmonidae. Bases 349 to 2166 code for a protein of 605 amino acids. The transcript has 16 exons. The record is from RefSeq and is a predicted model, not a curated record.